This is a messenger RNA of Guillardia theta CCMP2712, 839 nucleotides long. RefSeq lists its product as hypothetical. Bases 7 to 705 code for a protein of 232 amino acids. Gene Ontology annotation, biological process: protein folding; response to hydrogen peroxide; protein complex oligomerization. The record is from RefSeq and is a predicted model, not a curated record. NCBI's taxonomy places the organism in Eukaryota, Cryptophyceae, Pyrenomonadales, Geminigeraceae. The transcript has a single exon.
GCGAUGAUGCCGCGUAGCUCGUCCUCGUGCGCGCCCUGUCCUCUGUCGCGUCCCUCGAUCCUUCUUCUUGCUCUCCUAGGCUUGAUCAUGCUCUCCUCGUCCUCCGCCUUCCUCAUCACUCCGAGCGCCUUCAUGCUGGACCCCUACCGACCGUUGUCGGCGUCGCUUCCUAGCAGCCCGCGUCAGAUCCUGUCGACGAUGAGCCGGCUGGAGCAGGAGAUGGACCGCAUGCUCGACUCCGUCAUGGAUGUCACCGGCGGCUUCCUCCUCCCGGACGAGGCCUGUCGCGACCCGCCUGCGAGUCCCGUCACCAACGACCCCAGCCCCUCGGACGGGGAGGGAGGAGGGGCGGUGAUGCGGCUGCGGCCUCACUUUGACAUCCAGUCGACCUCCGAUCGUCUCCUCGUCACCGCCGCUACCCCGGGCCUCGCCAAGGACGACAUCGCCGUCGAGGUCCUCGAGGCCACAGGCGACGUCCCCCCGACCCUAGUCAUCUCCGGCCGCUCGUCCUCCAAGCAGACGUCGGAGGAGCCGGCGCGAGUCCAAGCGUCGUAUGCGGCGUUUGAGAAGCGCGUCUCCCUCCCUCCCCACACGAAGCCCGACAUGGUCGAGGCCAAGUACGACAACGGAGUCCUCCGAGUGUCCGUCAAGCGACCCGAGGAGGAGCUACAGGCGCCUCCGCGGCACAGGAUCCCUCUGCUCUAGCAACCAGGCUGAGAGACGGGCCGCUGACUCCCUCCUCAGGCGGCCUGCAGCCUGCACACAGCCUAGCAGGCGAGCCGUGUAGAGACUAGACCUAUCUGUAGACGUUGUUGUACAAUAAAGGCACGUUCCCCUAC